This is a messenger RNA of Colletotrichum higginsianum IMI 349063, 1737 nucleotides long. RefSeq lists its product as uncharacterized. The record is from RefSeq and is a predicted model, not a curated record. Bases 1 to 1737 code for a protein of 578 amino acids. The transcript has a single exon. NCBI's taxonomy places the organism in Eukaryota, Fungi, Ascomycota, Sordariomycetes, Glomerellales, Glomerellaceae.
AUGAAACUCGUCCAAGCCCUUCUUAACUCUCGUCCUCGACUUCGAUUUCGAUUCUUGUCCUUCGCUCUCUUCUCUUUCCUCUUCUUGGUCUGUAGUCCUGCCACCUCGCAUGCAGCCCCGUCUGUCCGCGAGACUCGUAACAGCAACCACAACAACAACCCAUUGAACAUUGAUUGGGAUCCCGCACCGUCACCCGAGGACGGACCUCCAGCAUCGGCCGGUGCCUUGAGAGAUCCCGCCUACAUCCCUUACCAGGUCGGCGCCAUCGUCGGCUCGUACGGAGUAUCCUUGGUGCUGGUCGCCGUCUUCCUGCUCAUCCUCUCCAAAAGACGUCGCGAGGCCCUCUCUGCCGCUAACCAGGAGAUCGAGGUCGACUUUGACGAGCUUGAGCCCAAGUCGCCGCCGCCAAAGCUCACGCUACAAGUGCCGAGCUCUCUCAGGAGUAUACCACGGAGCCCAGUUCGCAACUUUUCGUAUCCCUCAGCGGACGAGUAUUACACGCCCGAGUACCCGACACCCCAGACACCAUACGUCGCCCCGACACCCACGUCAACGCUUCACGCACCCGGUGUAGAUUUUACCGUAGACCAACGAGUGGUCGCCCAAGACAAGAAAAUGGCGCAGUCACAGCUCGAGGAGAUGUACAAGUAUGUGAUGGAGCAGGAGGAGGCCAAAGCGCAGGGAAUCAAGCUGGAUGAGCCGCCGCGGGCGCUCUCCAGCCACCCACCACAGCUGCAGACACCGUCGCAUGCCAGCUUCAGCAGAUCGUCCGUCAGGAAGGAGAAGCACAAGCCGGGCAACCUGAACCUCGUCGAGGGCAAGCCGGAGGGCAAGCCCGGGGGCAAGCUGGAGGGCAAUUCGGAGGCGGUUCCGGGAGAGAAGCCGGAGAAGAAGCAGUCGAGGGCAUCGUCCAUCUUUGCCGCCCUGCGCUCGCCCAAGAAGACCAAGGAGGUUAGGGCCGUCAACAUCUCAUCGCCCAUCAUGACGCCCAUGACGGGCACUUUCCCGCGCCACGAGUCGCAGGAGCUGAGCGCCAUCCAGCCGCGGCAGUACGCGCCGCCGCCGCCGCCUUCGUUGCCCAGCCAUCAUCACAUGUCGUACGGGGGUGUGCACCACAACAACGGACAGAUGUCGCCCGUCAGUCCGGAACACUCGCCCGAGAGCACGCAGAGCAUCGACGAGCGUAUCGGCGGGCACAUCCCCAUCGGUAUCGAUCACGUCCGCCACCCUUCGGCGGCGCUGUCCGAGAGGGAUCCGAACUCGGCCGUGUCGGAUAGGUCGACGGCCCCACUCAUCGGGCUGCCGUCGACCCCGAAGCCGGGCGCACGGUUCUCCACCUCCACCCUCCCGGCAUCCCCGAGACCGGGGGCAUCGUUUCAGAUUCCUCCCCCGCCGGGGGCCGGUGGUGGUGGUGGAUACCGGUCCAAAGCGCCCUCAGCGGUGCGGACCGGCGGAGCGCUGCCGCUGCGCGCGUACGAGCCCGCGCUGAACUCGCCGUCGCAGUCGUCACAGACGACCAAGCAGACGGUGUUCACGCGUACGGGGCCGCUGUCGCCGUCUGGGGCGCGGACGCCGGCGACGGGCAUGGCGGUGCCGUACUCGCCCUACCAGCCCUUCACGCCGUGCGUACCCAUGACGCCGUCGCUAGUGACCAAGGCGGACCGCAAGCGGAUGAAGAAGCUAGAGCCCAAGACGCCGACGAGGGAGAUGGUCAGGAGCGAGGAAGACAUCUGGUAA